GGCUAAGCAAAGCUCCAUGUGUGAAUGCUAUUGCACACGUUAUUGCUGCCUCAAGCUGCGUCACAAGUGUCUCUUCUUUGGCUACUUCAAUUUCACUCUUAGCCUUUUGCUGCUGUCUUACUUUGUCAUUGUUUGGCAGACGCCAUUGGAGCGACGCAUGUUCUUCUGGAUCGCUUUCACUUACACCUUCGACUUUCGUGAUGCUUUACUAAUUGUGUUGAUCAUAUUGGAUGUUGUGUAUUUAGCCUCCGGUGUGCUGCUUAUUGUCGGCGUUUAUAUGGAUAAGAAGCUUAUCAUAUUACUGGGCAUUAUACUAUGCAAUCCUUUUGCCGUAGUCUUUUUGCCAUCAAUAACUGUAUCACCAGAAUUCUCGAUCAUCUUUACAGCCUUGCACAUUUUGUUUUUAAACGCUUCCGUACGCUAUUAUCAAGCAAUUCGCAAACAAACUGCACCAUUUGAAUUGUGCUAGACUUCAUUAGGCAAUAAAAUGAAUUAGUUUUACCUA
This is a messenger RNA of Drosophila busckii, 505 nucleotides long. Its product is annotated as maker125. Bases 17 to 469 code for a protein of 150 amino acids. The transcript is spliced from 4 exons. Lineage: Eukaryota; Metazoa; Arthropoda; Insecta; Diptera; Drosophilidae. The record is from RefSeq and is a predicted model, not a curated record.